Vigna angularis (adzuki bean) is the source of this 3121-nucleotide messenger RNA. Its product is annotated as extensin-2. The transcript has 3 exons. The record is from RefSeq and is a predicted model, not a curated record. Lineage: Eukaryota; Viridiplantae; Streptophyta; Magnoliopsida; Fabales; Fabaceae. The coding region runs from base 99 to 2690 and encodes 863 amino acids.
ACCUCUUCCCUCUCCUCUCUGCACUCCCAACAACAAUAUCUAUCAUUGAGGAUCUCAGCAGCAUUGGGCAGAGGUGAUAAAGUUUUUUUCUUCUUCACAUGACUGCUAGGGGCACCGACCCCAAAAGGGGUCGUCUUUGGCCACACAUGAUCAUAGCAAUGGCCAUUGCUUUGAUUUCUACUACUGUAGUUUCUGUCCAUGCUGAUGGUUACCCUUCCUAUUCUUCACCACCACCACCUCCUCCAACUUAUGAAUACAAGUCACCACCUCCACCUUCACCAUCACCUCCUCCUCCUUAUGAGUACAAGUCACCUCCCCCUCCUUCCCCAUCACCACCACCUCCCUACUAUUACAAGUCUCCUCCACCACCUUCUCCAUCGCCUCCUCCUCCAUACUACUACAAGUCUCCUCCACCACCCUCUCCCUCCCCGCCUCCUCCAUACUACUAUAAGUCCCCUCCUCCACCCUCUCCCUCACCACCUCCUCCAUACUAUUACAAGUCUCCUCCACCCCCCUCUCCCUCACCACCUCCUCCAUACUACUACAAGUCUCCUCCACCACCCUCUCCCUCCCCACCUCCUCCAUACUACUACAAGUCCCCUCCACCACCCUCUCCCUCCCCACCUCCUCCAUACUAUUACAAGUCCCCUCCACCACCCUCUCCCUCACCACCUCCUCCAUACUACUACAAGUCCCCUCCACCACCCUCUCCCUCACCACCUCCUCCAUACUACUACAAGUCCCCUCCACCACCCUCUCCCUCACCACCUCCUCCAUACUACUACAAGUCCCCUCCUCCACCCUCUCCCUCACCACCUCCUCCAUACUACUACAAGUCCCCUCCUCCACCCUCUCCCUCACCGCCUCCUCCUUACUAUUACAACUCCCCACCACCACCUUCACCACCUCCCCCACCACCCUACUAUUACAAGUCUCCACCUCCGCCUGAAAAGUCUCCAUCUCCAACUCCAUAUUACUACAAAUCUCCUCCACCACCAUCUCCAACUCCUUACUACUACAAUUCUCCACCACCUCCAUACUAUUAUAACUCUCCUCCUCCACCAGUUGUAUAUCCCCCACACCCGUACCCACAUCAUUACCACCACGCUUUGAUUGUUAAGGUAGUAGGUAAAGUUUACAGCUAUAAGUGCUAUGACUGGAACCAUCCCGAGAAGUCCCAUAACAAGAAACACCUCAAAGGUGCUGUUGUGGAGGUCGAAUGCAAAGCAGGGUCGAAAGUGAUCACGGCCUAUGGUGAAACUAAGAGCAAUGGAAAGUACAGUAUCACAGUUAAGGAUUUUGACUAUGUCAAGUAUGGACCCACAGUGUGCAAGGCCAAGCUUUAUGCUCCACCUAAACACUCCCCCUUCAACACACCUACUCAAUUCAACGAAGAAACCAAGUUGAAGGUGAAAUCUAAGGACAAGUAUGAAGUGGUGCUUAAGGCUAAGCCAUUUGCUUAUGCUUCAAAGAAGUAUUUUAAAGAAUGUGAAAAGCCUUCACCCACUCCUUACUACUAUAAGUCACCUCCUCCUCCAACUCCCGUUUACAAAUACAACUCUCCACCUCCACCAUCACCAAAACCUACACCAUCAUACUACUAUAAAUCACCACCCCCACCUUCACCAUCCCCUCCUCCUCCAUACUAUUACAAGUCACCUCCACCACCAUCUCCAUCACCACCACCUCCUUAUUAUUACAAAUCCCCACCACCACCAUCUCCAUCACCACCUCCUUACUAUUACAAAUCCCCUCCACCACCAUCUCCAUCACCACCACCUCCAUACUACUACAAGUCCCCUCCACCUCCAUCUCCAUCUCCACCACCUCCCUAUUACUAUAAAUCACCUCCACCACCAUCUCCAUCACCACCACCUCCUUACUAUUACAAAUCUCCUCCACCACCAUCCCCAUCACCACCACCUCCAUACUACUACAAAUCCCCACCGCCACCAUCCCCAUCACCACCUCCUCCAUACUACUACACAUCCCCUCCACCUCCUUCUCCAUCUCCACCACCUCCCUAUUACUAUAAAUCACCUCCACCACCAUCUCCAUCACCGCCACCUCCUUACUAUUACAAAUCUCCUCCACCACCAUCCCCAGCACCACCACCUCCAUACUACUACAAAUCACCACCACCACCAUCUCCAUCACCACCACCUCCAUACUACUACAAAUCCCCGCCACCACCAUCCCCAUCACCACCACGUCCAUACUACUACAAAUCCCCUCCACCUCCCUCUCCAUCUCCACCACCUCCCUAUUACUAUAAAUCACCCCCGCCACCAUCUCCAUCACCGCCACCUCCUUACUAUUACAAAUCCCCACCACCACCAUCUCCCUCACCACCACCUCCAUAUUACUAUAAAUCACCUCCACCACCAUCUCCUUCACCACCACCUCCAUACUACUACAAAUCCCCGCCACCACCAUCCCCAUCACCACCACCUCCAUACUACUACAAAUCCCCUCCACCUCCCUCUCCAUCUCCACCACCUCCCUAUUACUAUAAAUCACCCCCACCACCAUCUCCAUCACCGCCACCUCCUUACCAUUACAAAUCCCCUCCCCCACCAUCCCCAUCACCACCCCCUCCUUAUUACUAUCAAAGUCCUCCUCCACCAGUAAAAUCGCCUCCACCUCCAGCUUACACCUAUGCUUCCCCACCUCCACCUAUCUACAAAUAAGUUGCGAAUGCGAAAGCACCACUCAUGAUAAAUCACAUUCUUGUUUUCAUUGAGGAAUAAAGACAAUCUCCAUUUGGAGCCAAGUGAUCUAUCUUCCUAUUUAAGUUUUUUGAAUAAAAGUCUGAAGGUGUGUCAUCUCUGCACUUCUAUACUCGUGAUUCAGACCCGAUUGAUUCUAUCUGUUUGAUGGUCGUCUUGCACGUUCCAAUCUUGUUGUGUUUAAAUGCCUCACAGCUCAGAACAAGAGAAAUUUGAAAUGUAAAUGACAAGUGAAAGUGAAAAAUAUAGUACACUUUUAAUUUAUUUGUUCCUAGAUUAAUUGGCCAUGUACGAUUGGUUUUCAUCUAUGCGGCAUUUCUGUAUUGUACCAUGUCGUAUUUGUGAUAACAGUACUAUUACAUUAGAAAUAAAGCAUUUAAGCAUCGCAUUCA